Neohortaea acidophila is the source of this 1940-nucleotide messenger RNA. RefSeq lists its product as uncharacterized. Bases 157 to 1821 code for a protein of 554 amino acids. Lineage: Eukaryota; Fungi; Ascomycota; Dothideomycetes; Mycosphaerellales; Teratosphaeriaceae. The transcript has 2 exons. The record is from RefSeq and is a predicted model, not a curated record.
AACCAACAUGGCCGAACAGAAGCCCUUCGCUCACGAAAUUGAGGCGUAUUCGGAUGAAGAUCUUGACCGAUACCUGGCAGAGCAUGGCCGGGUUGUGAGCGUGCAAGACCCAGGGAAUCUGACGGCCGAGUUCAUACAAAGAUUGAAGUAUGAUCCAUGACCAUCACCCGCGCUCCGCUUCUCAUCGUUAGCAACAGGGACAUCCUCCAGCGCGAACGGGAAACCGCUCAAUCAAGCGCACUCAAUCCCACCGAGGUUUUUGCUCGACUUCAAAACUUCUCCCGGGAAACGGAGCAGCUCAGCAGAUCACCAUCACUCGCCACGACUCCGCCACCGCUGACACAGGAAGAAAGCGACCUCGAGGAUUUGGCGGCCGAACAGGCCGCCUGGCCCGCGCUGGUCGAAGCUGGUGGCCAUCCACCAUAUCCCUUUGAUAUCCUCGAAGAUUUCUUCUGGCACUUUGAAGACUAUCAACACCGUGACGAAUUCCGCGAUCUCAUCUCAUUCUGGCGAUGUUGGGUAUCAAACCCCGUUGAAAGAACUCCAUUCUGUGCCUGCAACUUGGCAAGAUGGAAAAAGUUCCGUCGAUAUCAGCAAAUUGUCCGGAGAUACAGCGUCAAGAGGGAGUGGACUGCGAUCAGGGCGGCAGAUUGGGAGUCUUGGGAGGAAUAUCUCAAGCAUCCAGCGUCGAAGGACUGGGAGGGACAGUGGGAUUUCGCGAAGUACGCUCAAGUGAUCAAGGCUAGACUGGCCAAGUACGGCUUUACUCGGCCUGUCCAUCUCGAACACGACCUAGACCAGCAGGAUAAGUUGACCAACUGGAUUGAGUACCUCGGACACGAGUACUACUUCUACAACGCUCAUGCAUCACCUGUAAAUCGCUCCAGGCCGUGGCACGAUGACCUUUGGCAAAAGCUCGUGGCUUCCAAUGUACUGCGGUCUGGAGAGACAUAUGACGCCAUCUGCGAGCUGGGGAUGGAGAUGAAGCGAAUUGCAGAGGCAGAAAGGGCCGAGGCAGCCAUGAACUCCGCCUCAGCCGCCGUACUGUCGCUCGAGGCAGCCAUCGCCAGAUCCCCUGAUUUUUCGGCGGCCUUGCAGAGUCAACUACUGGCGCAAGAGUCUGCCAAGGUCACGGCGAAGAAGAGCUACGACGCGAUCAAGUCGCGAAAUAGUCAGAUCUCGAGUUUUCUGAUUGAAAUACGAGACUAUCGCGCAGAGCGUGACGAGGUAGAACGCUAUGGAUAUCUCGUGCGGUGGAUCGAACAACAGAUUCCAGCUAUCGAGCUUGAGAUGCGUCAUGCAAGUGGGCUCGAAAGGAAGCUCAGCGAUGCGCCGGACAAGAGGAAUCGCAAACGGGCUCGAUCCGAGGAUCUCGACGAUGGGAAGGAUGCUCUGCAACCUGGACAGAAUGGUCACACGAACUUCCACCCCAUCGGAGCUACAUCCAGAGCCUCAGUCUCGCCCAAGUCCAAGCGCAGAAAGUACAGCCCGACCGAAGAUCGACCCCCUCCUCAGCACCACAAGGACCGCGAGCUUGCCGGCCUUGCAGUGGGAUCUGACACACCCGCUUUGACAACACCCACGAUUCCAGGCACAACAAAUCCAGAUGUGGCUCUUCACAACGACAAAAUCCCUUCGACGCCUUCGAGGCCACUUGAAACACCACGUCGUAGCGCUAGGAUCGCGGAGAAGCUGAUGAAGAAGGCGCCGUCUACGAAAGACGUUAUGGCUCCGUCGUCAGUCGUGCCGAGUGUUGUGAAAUCCUCACAGAAGCGCGCGAAGCGAGGAAGGAAACCGGGCAGGAAACGUCAAAAGGGCUAGUAUACCAACGUGGAUGUCCUCAGAUGGAUUGGGCUCCGUAUGCUGCGGUUCGGAAGUGAUGUGUCUUGCAGCCGCAGAUGUGGUUGCCUGCUCGAGGCUGAGCUUAAGGUUUGGUGACU